CCCAAGCUGGUGAAAGUUGCCAUAAUCAGCUGAUGGAUAUAAAGACUGAGGAGAAGCAACAUGUCGCUACCCAUCUCUGCUGCUAAAGCACUAUGCCAUAUCCGGGAGGAACUUGCUCUGGAGAGCGAGGAGGACAAUCAUUCCUCCGAUGAGAGUGGUGAUGACAGUGAGGACGAAUAUAACCACUUCGUGCUUCGUCUUGACCCCGUUGAGGAUAUCCCUGAUGAAAACGGGGAGAACAUUGCACCUACACCACCAAGGAAAAGAGCACGACGUCUGUCCAAACAGGAGCCGUUGUCAUGGAAGUCAGAAAAUGACAAAGAUGCCGCUCCAGCAACACUGCGGUUUCUUCCUGCAAGGGAGCCUGGUGUGCAGCUGAGUGCAGCAGACAACCACACUCCUCUGGACCUCUUCAAACUCUUCUUUUCAGAUAGUGCUGUGGAAACACUCUGCAAAAACACCAACAAGCAAGCUGCAAGGUCCAUAGCCAGAGGCGUGGAGUAUAAAUGGACGGAUGUUGGCGUUGCUGAAUUCUACAGAUACAUUGGACUGAUAUUCCUCAUGGGCAUGGUCAAGCUGACUGAUGUACGUGACUACUGGAGGAAAUGCUACUACCACACCGUCCCUGUAGCAGCAGAGGUGAUGGCAAGAGACAGAUUCCGAACAAUAUCCUGGAAUGUGCACAUGAGCGACCCAGAUGAGGACAGAGUGAAUGAUGCCAAGAGGGGAACCUCAGCACAUGACAGGCUGUUCCGGCUCAAACCCCUCAUGAACACUAUCCAGAAUGCCUGUAAGGCAUUCUAUCAGCCUCGCAGGAACAUAGCUGUGGAUGAGCGUAUGGUGGCUUCCCCUAAGUGUGGUUUCAAGUUGUUUGUGCUGGCAGACUCCAGCAAUGGGUACACUUUGGACAUUUCUGUGUACAAUGGAAAUAACAACUUCAUAAUAGGGCAAGGUCUCUCUUAUGACUCUGUCAUGUCACUGAUUGACAAAAGGUAUUUGGGGUCGGGAUAUCAUGUGUACAUGGACGAUUUCUACACAAGCCCAAAGCUUUUCAGGGACUUGUUUGCUGCCAAGUUUGGUGCUUGUGGAGCAUACAAGGAUGUACGGAGGGGCUGCCCACAUAGUGCUGUCAAUGCACUGAACAAGAUGUCCCCUACAGGAACGUACCGCUGGAUAAGGGAUGGUCCUCUGGUGUAUGUGAAAUGGAUGGAUACACUCGAGGUGAGGGCUGUCUGCUCCACCAUCCACGCAGCCUACACUGGGGAUGAACGAGAGACAAGAGUGAAAUCCAGAAAGGGUGUCUGGUCCUCACAGUCUCUUCCAUGCCCCUCACCGGUGGUAGAAUACAACAAGUUCAUAGGAGGUUUGUAUUCAUCAGACCAGUAUUACACAUCACAACACAAAACCUCGAAGUGGUACAAGAAACUCUUUUAUCACUUCCUGGACGUUGCUGCAACAAAUGCCUACCUUCUCCACAAAGAACUCAUGCAAAACAUGCACAAGGACAGCAUGAGCCAGAAGGCUUUCAUGGAGGAGCUCACCGCACAGCUGAUGGGUAUUCCACAGAAAACUCAGCCACAAGCGUCUCCUGUCCUGAAUGGCAGAAAUUUUUGCUCGCCAGUUUGUGAGGUUGAGCCUCCCACCGAUGGUGGCAAGAGGGCUUGUGAUAACCGCAAGAGCUGUGCACAUUGCAGGGUGCAGAGUGGAAAGGACAUCAAAACCCCUUGGAAGUGCAGAGCAUGUGAUGUCUAUCUGUGCCUUCAAACAGACAGAAACUGUUUUGAUGCUUGGCAUCAUGGGGGGAACUAAAGAGGACAUCUUUUUUUACUUCAAUAUUCAUUGUGUAGGGAAAGUAGUGUUGGAGAGGGAAAUUAUAAAUAUGUAGUAGUGAAACCACACAUACUUUUCUGAAUGCUAAACUCAUAUGUUUAGCCAACACCUAUGUUUACCAGGUUCAAAUGUCUAAUUCCGAAAUCUUUACAAUGUGUACAAAGUCCUCUUAAAGUAGGUUUUUGUAAGAAUGUUUUUACAUUUGAUUUAAAUAAAAUAUUUUACUAUACUA
Messenger RNA from Clupea harengus (Atlantic herring), 2062 nucleotides. Its product is annotated as piggyBac transposable element-derived protein 4-like. Lineage: Eukaryota; Metazoa; Chordata; Actinopteri; Clupeiformes; Clupeidae. The record is from RefSeq and is a predicted model, not a curated record. Bases 61 to 1809 code for a protein of 582 amino acids. The transcript is spliced from 3 exons.